Molecule: messenger RNA, 3475 nt
Organism: Propithecus coquereli (Coquerel's sifaka)
Lineage: Eukaryota; Metazoa; Chordata; Mammalia; Primates; Indriidae
Gene: VIL1
Product: villin 1
Exons: 19
Coding region: 34-2517 (827 amino acids)
Biological process (GO): regulation of lamellipodium morphogenesis; actin filament severing; actin polymerization or depolymerization
Cellular component (GO): cytoplasm; lamellipodium; actin cytoskeleton
Molecular function (GO): phosphatidylinositol-4,5-bisphosphate binding; actin filament binding
Source: RefSeq, a predicted model, not a curated record
UCCCACGUGCCCUCACUCCUAGGCUCGCUCACCAUGACCGAACUGAAUGCCCAAGUCAAAGGCUCUCUCAACACCACCACCCCGGGGCUGCAGAUAUGGAGGAUUGAGGCCAUGAAGAUGGUGCCUGUUCCUUCCAGCACCUUUGGGACCUUCUUUGAUGGUGACUGCUACGUAGUCCUGGCUAUCCACAAGACGGGCAACAACCUGUCCUAUGACAUCCACUACUGGAUCGGCCAGGACUCGUCACAGGAUGAGCAGGGGGCAGCUGCCAUCUACACCACACAGAUGGACGACUACCUGAAGGGCCGGGCUGUCCAGCACCGUGAGGUCCAGGGCAAUGAGAGCGACACCUUCCGAGGCUACUUCAAGCAGGGCAUGGUGAUCCAGAAAGGGGGCGUAGCUUCCGGCAUGAAGCACGUGGAGACCAACUCCUACGACGUUCGGCGGCUGCUGCACGUCAAGGGCAAGAGGAACGUGGUGGCUGGAGAGGUGGAGAUGUCCUGGAAGAGUUUCAACCUAGGAGAUGUUUUCCUCCUGGACCUCGGGAAGCUCAUCAUCCAGUGGAACGGGCCGGAGAGUAACCGCAUGGAGAGACUCAGGGGCAUGACCCUGGCCAAGGAGAUCCGAGACCAGGAGCGAGGCGGGCGCACCUACGUGGGCGUGGUGGACGGGGAGGACGAAUCUGCAUCCCCGCAGCUGAUGGAGGUGAUGAAGCACGUGCUGGGCCAGCGCGGGGAGCUGAAGGCAGCCGUGCCUGACACCGUGGUGGAGCCGGCACUCAAGGCUACCCUCAAGUUGUACCAUGUGUCUGACUCGACGGGGAAACUGGUGGUUCGGGAAAUUGCCACACGGCCACUCACACAGGACCUGCUCAGUCACGAGGACUGUUACAUCCUGGACCAGGGAGGCCUGAAGAUCUACGUGUGGAGGGGGAAGAACGCCAGCAAGGAGGAGAAGCAGGGCGCCAUGAGCCAGGCGCUGAACUUUAUCAAAGCCAAGCAGUACCCAGAAAGCACACAGAUAGAGGUGCAGAACGAUGGGGCAGAGUCAGCCGUCUUUCAGCAGCUCUUCCAGAAGUGGACCGUGCCCGGCCGGACCUCAGGCCUGGGCAAAACCCACACCGUGGGCUCCGUGGCCAAGGUGGAGCAGGUGAAGUUUGAUGCCACGUCCAUGCAUGUCCAGCCUCAGGUAGCUGCCCAGCAGAAGAUGGUAGACGACGGGAGUGGAGAGGUGCAGGUGUGGCGCAUUGAAAACCUAGAGCUGGUGCCUGUGGACUCCAAGUGGCUAGGCCACUUCUUCGGGGGUGACUGUUACCUGCUGCUCUACACCUAUCUCAUUGGCGAGAAGAAGCACUACCUGCUCUACAUUUGGCAGGGCAGCCAUGCCAGCCAGGAUGAAAUCGCCGCCUCGGCCUAUCAAGCCGUCAUCCUGGACCGGAAGUAUAAUGAUGAACCGGUUCAGAUCCGGGUUCCAAUGGGCAAGGAGCCGCCCCACCUCAUGGCCAUCUUCAAGGGUCAAAUGGUGGUCUACCAGGGAGGCACCUCCCGAGCCAACAACUUGGAGCCUAUGCCCUCCACACGGCUGUUCCAGGUCCGGGGAACCAGUGCCAACAACACCAAGGCCUUUGAGGUCCUAGCCCGGGCCAGUUCCCUCAACUCCAAUGAUGUCUUCAUCCUCAGGACCCAGUCCUGCUGCUACCUAUGGUGUGGGAAGGGCUGUAGUGGGGAUGAGCGAGAGAUGGCCAAGAUGGUUGCUGACAUCAUUUCCCGGACUGAGAAGCAAGUGGUGGUGGAAGGGCAGGAGCCAGACAACUUCUGGAUGGCCCUGGGCGGGAAGGCCCCCUAUGCCAACAGCAAGAGACUGCAGGAAGAAAACCUAGUCAUCACCCCAAGGCUCUUUGAAUGUUCCAACAAGACCGGGCGCUUCCUGGCCACAGAGAUCCCCGACUUUAAUCAGGAUGACUUGGAAGAGGACGAUGUGUUCCUGCUAGAUGUCUGGGACGAGAUUUUCUUCUGGAUCGGGAAGCACGCCAAUGAGGAGGAAAAGAAGGCCGCAGCCACCACUGUGCAGGAAUACAUCAAGACCCAUCCCAGUGGCCGUGACCUUGAGACCCCCAUCAUUGUGGUGAAGCAGGGCUAUGAGCCCCCCACCUUCACGGGCUGGUUCCUUGCUUGGGACCCCUUCAAGUGGAGUAAUGCCAAAUCCUAUGAGGACCUGAAGGCAGAGCUGAACAACUCUCCGGACUGGAGCCAGAUCAGCGCUGAGAUCAUAAGCUCCAAAGUGGUUAUGUUCAAUGCCAACAGCGACCUCAGUGCUGGGCCUCUGCCCAUCUUCCCCCUGGAGCAGCUGGUGAACAAGCCUGUGGAGGAGCUCCCUAAGGGUGUGGACCCCAGCAGGAGAGAGGAGCAUCUGUCCAUUGAAGAUUUCACUAAGGCCUUUGGGAUGACUCCAGAUGCCUUCUCUGCCCUGCCUCAAUGGAAACAACAAAAUCUCAAGAAAGAAAAAGGACUAUUUUGAGAAGGAAGAGUAGCUGUGGUUGUAAAGCAGCACUCUACCUUACCUGGCUUGUGGCAUUCUGUUUUAUAACUGGUAUUAGACCUAUGCCAAUUGAAGUGAAAUUUUAUAGUUGUGCCUGUGAACAGCAGUCUAUGGCAAUGCCACUUUUAACAAUCUCCCUAUUCCUUCAGAAAGAUGAUACCUCCACAAGGAGCCUGUGGUCCCAAUUUCAGCUCUCAAGAAGGUGGCUAGAUUCUUUCUAUCUUGAGGUGUUGCAUCAUUUUUAACCAUCCUGUUCUAUAGCUUUCCCUUCUUAGAAGAGCAGCCAAACACUCCAUGGAACGUAAGAGUUGAGGCACCAGGACAGGUUUUUCCUCUACCAUGACUCAUUUUCAUCUAUGGCAAGUGGGCUGAAACAUUUUGCAGGUUUACAUCUUUCCCACAGUAAUGGCUUUUCCUUUUCACAUAUACUUUCUUCACCACCUUACUCAGGUGUUAAGUUAAAGGGUUGAAGGAGAGCUGAACGGCCUGGGAGAUUGCCCUCUUACUGAGGUUUCACAAUGCUCACUAAAUAGUACCCAGUGAGAGCAGCACAUCCAGUGUGUCUAGGCUAAAGGCAAGUAGGAAAUGCAAAUGCUAUUUCGCCCUUCACCCCCACUCUUAAUAAUAAGGCAAAGGAAGAGCGAAGGCCAAUGCUAGGUUUACAAACUGUUACACAGAAGCCUCUAUAAAGCUUCACAGGCUCCUCAGAUGAAAAUAACCAGUGGUGACUAUGGCCAAACUUUGGUUCGCCAUUCCAUCUCCUUUAAGAUGUAACAGUGUGCAACGAAGUCCAAGUCAGAAAACCAAAAAGAAGGUGAUUUCCACAACUUGAAACAACUGGUUGUUAAAAGUGUCUGCAAAAAUGUAUCCUUCUCAGAAAUAACAGUCAAACCAACAUAAGGUUAAUAAAGGCUUUAAUUUCACACACACACAAAAA